CUGAGACACGGGGAAACUCUUGCCCCGUCCAAAGCCUCCCCUUCUCCUCCUCUCCUCCACUGACAGAAUCAAGGGGGUAUGGCCUGGAGGUGCUCACAAUUGCUACUGGCCCCUGUGCUGCUGCUGGUCCUGGCCUCAGGUGUCUGGGGGUCGACAGUUGUGUCUGAGGAACUUCAUACAGUGGUAGGACAGGACCUCUCCGUGCGGUGCCAAUACAAGCCUGAAGCAGGGCCUUAUGUGCCGAAAUCAUGGUGUCGGCAGACAUCUCCAAAUAAAUGUAACAGAGUGGUCACAACCUCUGAGCCUCGGAGAGCAGUCAAAGAGUCACAACACACAAUCUGGGACGAUCCUGAAGCUGGCUUCUUCAGCAUCACUGUCACUCAGCUCACGGAGAAGGACUCGGCAUUCUACUGGUGUGGACUAUUUAGCGCUUCCCAAAAUGUAAUCGACGUUCUCAGAAACAUCAGCCUGGUGGUGUCUCAGGCUUUGCCCACUCUUCCUCCACCGACCAGCAUCCGGCUCCAAACAAAGAUGGGUAGGUUUUGGAGGAGGAAAGAUGGAUGGCCAGGCAACCUGGGGAGCCUGAGAUUCAGUGGGGCCUUCCCCUUGGUCUUGGUCUCCGUCCUGGUCACCGGAGUGACCGCCAUCUUUGCGUCCUUCUUAGUUCUGACCACUUCUCCAGAGGAAACCACUGGCUUUUUCACCAAUGGCUCUGAGCACAGAAAGCACAGUUCUCCUUCCCCUCCGGGCUGGGUCUCCCCCAGGCUUCCAGUCUUUGUGCAGUAUGGACUCCUGCUGUUCAAGGGCCUGAUGCUGUCAGUUUGCUGUGUGGUCCUUUGCCGGAGACGCUGCCAGGGGCGUGAGGAUAUGACAGAGACAGUGAUGAUGGAGGCUAAGGAAUACCCCAGCCUUCCUGAAGCCUCGGAGUCCUUGGGCACAUUUAGCCGUAUGUCAGAGUGUGAGAAGAAUGAUUAUUCUCCUAACCCUACCCAGUGGCUGCCCGACCACUGCAUAGCACAACCCCACUGAAGUCACCAGGCAAGCCCACGGGAGACAGAUCACCAGUGGUGACUGUCACUCUGGCAUUGAGCACCCUAAGGUCCACGCUCCCCCACAUCACAGAUCUCCCCCAAGCUGACCACCCUUGGGAAGUUAAUCUGCAUUGGGGUCAGACCCUCUCACGGCCCCCAUCACCCGUGCCUUCUCUCCCAGGACUUCCUCAUUCUCUCUGCUGCCUCCAUUGGCAUCACAUGCCUCACCGCUCCAUUUCCUGAGUAUGUCCACUUGUGCCUGAGUACAGACUCUAAGAUCGCAUCAGAGCAGAAUGUGGAAACAUCAUAUCCCCUGGCUUCCUCUCUUCUUGCUCCAGAUUCCUUAAAAUGAGAGAAAAGUGUCUUAAAGGAUAAGAUGGGGAACCAAGAAAGGCUGUGAUCUGCAGACUACGAACAGAGGAAGCCAAGAAGUUAAAGAAAAUAGGUGGAUUUUUAACAAGCUCCCCAAACAGACGGCUCCUUCAGCCACAUGUGAGAGCUGACCACCAGAGGUCAGUGUUGUGCUGGUUUAUCAAGAGGCAAUCUCAUCUUCGCAGAGAAAGUCUGCUUGUACAAACAUGAUUAUUGACUUGUGUGUGUGUAGGGGAUCCUUUGGGGGAGCAAAACAAUGUCACAUCCAUAAAACAAGAAGAAGCCAGAAUGAUGUUCAGCACAUGUGAUGUCCAGUGCAGCCUGGACCCUGGACAUUCAGCAUGGACAUCUGCCGUUUACAGCAACCUUGAAAAGGCCACCACAAUGACAGGAUGGU
Molecule: messenger RNA, 1800 nt
Organism: Peromyscus californicus insignis
Lineage: Eukaryota; Metazoa; Chordata; Mammalia; Rodentia; Cricetidae
Gene: Treml4
Product: triggering receptor expressed on myeloid cells like 4
Exons: 6
Coding region: 79-1029 (316 amino acids)
Biological process (GO): positive regulation of toll-like receptor 7 signaling pathway
Cellular component (GO): cell surface
Molecular function (GO): signaling receptor activity
Source: RefSeq, a predicted model, not a curated record